Messenger RNA from Aspergillus ochraceoroseus IBT 24754, 1419 nucleotides. RefSeq names its product NAD(P)H-dependent flavin oxidoreductase. The transcript has a single exon. The coding region runs from base 295 to 1335 and encodes 346 amino acids. The record is from RefSeq and is a predicted model, not a curated record. NCBI's taxonomy places the organism in Eukaryota, Fungi, Ascomycota, Eurotiomycetes, Eurotiales, Aspergillaceae. Gene Ontology annotation, molecular function: nitronate monooxygenase activity.
UCGAGCUGAACUACACAAAGGAGAAAAAAAAUCCUGGAAAUCCUGGAAAUUAUGAACAGUGCAUCAGUUCUUCUACUUUGCGUGGGUCUUUUUAUUUCUGUGUUGGGAGAUUCUCUCCGCCCCUAUUUUGGGUGUAUACAAAGCUUACUACAAAAGCAGGUGCAUAGUUAACUAUAUGUAACAUACAUAUCCGACCCACCACAGAUAGAACUUCCCUGAAUAGUGUUUUCAACUGACAUUGUCCGAUAGACAAACUCACUUCUAAUCCAAAUUCUCCUGUAUUUUGAGACCACAAUGUCCAUCCAUACCCCUCUGUGCUCGCUGCUGGGCAUCGACAGCCCCGUGCUCCUCGCAGGCAUGGCCAAAGCCUCCGGAGCUCCCCUCGCCGCGGCAGUUUCCAACGCAGGCGGCCUCGGAGUCAUCGGGGGCCUUGGAUACACGCCCGAACAGAUAGACGAGAUGCUGACGGAGCUCAAGUCCCUGCUGAAGGACAAAUCCCUUCCGUUUGGCGUUGAUCUCGCCCUCCCGCAGGUUGGUGGCAACGCCCGCAGGACCAACCACGACUACACCAACGGCCAGCUGGACCAGCUGAUUGACGUUAUCAUCGCCCAUGGCGCGAAGCUCUUUGUCUGUGCCGUCGGGGUGCCGGCCCCGCAUGUGAUUCGGAAGCUGCACGACGCGGACAUCCUCGUCAUGAAUAUGAUCGGGCACCCGAAGCAUGCGGAGAAGGCGCUCAAGCUCGGGGUGGAUCUCGUUUGUGCGCAGGGCGGCGAGGGCGGCGGCCAUACCGGUGAUAUUCCCUUCUCUGUCCUCAUCCCGGCGGUUGUGGAUACGGUGCAGAAGUACAAGAGUCCUAUGACCGGCCAAACGCCGCUGGUGGUUGCGGCGGGAGGCGUCCACGAUGGACGCAGCCUGGCGGCGGCGUUGAUGCUGGGCGCGGCGGGGGUCUGGGUUGGUACCCGUUUCCUUGCUACUACGGAGAGUGGCGCGAGUGAGCUGCACAAGGAGGCUGUUGUCGGGGCUCAGUACGGCGAUACCAAACGUACUCUGGUUGUGUCCGGACGGCCGCUGCGGAUGCUGCCAAAUGACUAUAUCAAGGAGUGGGAGAAGCGCCCCGAGGAGAUUCGGAGCUUGACGUCUCAGGGAAUUGUCCCGCUGGAACAUGACCUUAAUAAUGACAAAGACUUUGACAUUCCCUUUCUCAUGGGUGAUGUUUCUGGUAUUAUCAAGGAAAUCAAGCCCGCUGGGGAUGUUCUCCGUGAGAUGGUCCAACAGGCUGCCGGCCUUUUGAAGCAGGGAGUUGCAUAUACCACUGGUCCGCCAAGUAAGCUAUAAGGUAUAUAUUUCUUCGUUUUCUCGCGCUGUGGUUGUCGAGUCUACAUUUCUUGCCUGUGGGUGAUUGGGCUGGACUCUAUACUC